This is a messenger RNA of Jaminaea rosea, 2820 nucleotides long. RefSeq lists its product as hypothetical. Lineage: Eukaryota; Fungi; Basidiomycota; Exobasidiomycetes; Microstromatales. The record is from RefSeq and is a predicted model, not a curated record. The transcript has 3 exons. The coding region runs from base 155 to 2668 and encodes 837 amino acids.
ACUUGGACCCUCAAUUCACUCACUUUCACUCUGCGUCCGCUUUGCUCUUUCUGCAUCUCGCUCCCUCUCUCAUUCAAUCAAUAUCAACCAUUCCUCUUCGCAACAAACUCGACACACAAGCAAGACCACGAGUACGACCAGCAUUACGAGCGCAAUGCCACCAGACCACGAGGAGGACGAGCAGGGAAGCUUACAGGAGCGACUCGAGGCCAUAUACUGUCCCCCUCUCGACCCUUCCCUCGUAGCAGCUAUUGCGCACGAUGAAGGGCAGACCUUGCAGAGCGCGAGGGAGGUGUUGGACGCUCUUGCCAGGAGUGCUCGUGAUGAAGAGGAACAGACGGAGGAGGCAGUCUUUGGAUCUGAGGGAGAGGCAGCAACAGCGCCGCCAAGGGAGAGCGUUGUUCCCGAUGAGAGUCAGGAGGAGCGUAUAGAGAGGAUGUUGGACGAGUUUCAUUUGGGGGAGGAGUUUGAUCAGGAGAAAGGGAAGGGUCACACCGCCUCCUCCAGGAGCAAGACAGGAGGGACAGCUUCACGACGCCGGGAGAAAUGGUCGAAGCUGUCCUCAUCUGACAACAAGAGCUCCUCGCCGGCUUCUUCGGAGCAAUCCUCGCCUGAUACGACGGGCGACACACAGGCAGAAGAAGAAGGAGAAGCCAGUACAUCCCGCACCUCCCUGGACGAUCUGAGCGAUCGAGAAUUCCCUCCUUACGAUGAGGUCGCAUCCAAGCUCCACUCCUCCUCCUCCAGCACCUCCACCACCUCCAGCCCCCCCUCUUCAUCAAACAGCAACAAUGAAGACCCACUCGACUUCCUCAGCCACGCUUUCCCAACUCGCACUCGCGCCUUCCUCUCCGAAACCCUACAAGACUGCCGUCGAGAUGUGGGCGUGGCGAUUGACACGCUCAUGGCUAUCGAUAUGGUGGAGCGCGAGGAGGGAGAUGCGGCGGCUGAGGCUAUGCUUCGAUCUUCUGAGCUAGCGGACAUGAGCAGGUCCCCCUCGUCAUCUUCUUCGUCUUCCUCGACGGGGGGUGGGCUGAACUUUGAAGCCCUGGCCGAUGGGACGCGGGCAGUCAAGGGAAAGAAGGGGAGAGCCUUACGAAGGAAAGCGUUGGAGGAGAAGCUGAGGGCCAGUGGAGGGGAGGUGCCCGUGGGCAAGGCUGGAUUGACUAAAGUGACACUGGGUGAUGUGCGACAAGGAGGAGGAGGGGGAGGCGGCAGUCGACCGACGAGCGGUAGUGCUCGCAAAAGCGGCGAAGCUGCUGGAGCCGCUUCGCGGGGAAAAGACGACUUUGCAGGGCUCUCAGAUAGGGAGAUCGCUGAACGUCUAGCAAAGGAGGAGGAUCCUGAGGCGGGUGAGCCGGUCAAAGAUAACCAAUGGCUCCUCACCAGCUCGGUCCUUUCGCAAAUCUCGGUCCUCCUCUCCCUACCUCCGACUCAAGCAACCUCAACCUACAACGCCUCAGGCUUCAACCUUCACAUCGCCGUCGGUCGUCUAAUCGACUCGGCGGCCUCCUCCUACCCCACCCUCCAGAGCCUCGACAAAGCAGGCGCAGCGCCCGAGGGGACGGCGCAGCGCAUCGUGGAGAGUCUGGCAUCUCUCUCCGGUAAGAGCAGGGAGAGUGCGGCACUCUGUCUCCGAGCGACCAAGGGACGACAGGACGCUACGCUCGACCUGCUCAACCUCGUCGACGUGGUGCGCGAGGCGGCCGCGGGGGAGAAACCGGACGAGUUGGACCCGUUAGGGAAAUUGCGCCAUCCUACCCCUGCUGCGGACGAGGCGAAGCGACAGAGGGAUGGUGCCCUGGCUUCUCAGCAAGGUCUGAGCAGUACGACCUCCAAUGUGGACCCGCGACCAGGCGAGGUGGUCGACUUGGCAGCGAUGGAACGGGCGAGGCGCGCCGGUGGCUUCUCACGCGCUGCGGCUGCAGGCGGGAGUGGGGUGGUCCCCACCGGCCAGGCAAAGGCUAUGGCCUCCCUACGCGACGGAACUGCGCCCGUGGCCGUGUCCUUCCCUCCCUCCGCUGGCGCCACUACAGGCUCUGCCGGCCUGUCAGAGGCAACUCAGUCCCUCCUCGCUGGCGUCGGCGGAGGCGGAGGCGGCGAUACGAUCCGGUACGACUCCCGUGCCCCCACUGCUCGCGAGCGGGAGAAGCGCAUCGCCCACGCGCAGGGAAUGGCAGCCGACUAUCGUCUUCGACGGGAUCGUUGUCUCCAGCAAGCGGGCAACGCAUGGCGUUCCACCCCCGGCGGCAAGGAUCGGGGAGCCGCCUUCUACUAUGCGGACGAGGCGAGGCGACUCGAAGGUAAAGGGAGGGCUUGGCAACUCCGAGCUGCUGAGGAGCUUGUGGCUUAUCGUAGGGGCAAGCCGAGCGCUUAUGGACAUGCGGGACAGGGAGGGGUGGUGGAUCUGCAUGGGGUUACGGUUAGGGAGGCGUUGAGUAUUGUUAGUGAGGAGUUGAAUGUGUGGUGGAGUCGACCUAGUGGGGCGGGGGUCGGGGUGGGGCAGGGGAGGAGGGAGGCGUUGACUAUCGUGACUGGGGCGGGGAGACAUUCUCCUAAUCAGGUGGCCAUCUUGACACCUUCGGUUGCAAAGUACUUGCAGCGAGAGGGGUGGAGAGCCGAUGUGGAUCGGCAGAGGGGAGUCAUCGUUGUGCGUGGGCGCGUGUAGAGGGGCAAGAGGCCAGAUGGCAGGGGAGAAUUGGGAGUCGCAUUUUUCUCGCUGGGCUGGUAGACUUGUUGCUGCUACUACUGCUGCUGCUGCUGCUGCUUUUUGCUACUUUAGACAGUCAAUUGGGAACCGCCACAUCGCACCGUACCACG